Molecule: messenger RNA, 560 nt
Organism: Ostrinia nubilalis (European corn borer)
Lineage: Eukaryota; Metazoa; Arthropoda; Insecta; Lepidoptera; Crambidae
Product: larval cuticle protein LCP-22-like
Exons: 4
Coding region: 95-478 (127 amino acids)
Cellular component (GO): chitin-based extracellular matrix
Molecular function (GO): structural constituent of chitin-based larval cuticle
Source: RefSeq, a predicted model, not a curated record
GACUACGCAAACUUAUAAAAGUAAAAAAAAAUAUUUUUUUCAUCAGUCAGUUAGUUAUCGGUCAACAGGACAUCAUCAAGUCGACUGUACCAAAAUGAAGUUUUUGAUUGUUUUAGUCGCCGCCUUGGCUGUGGCAUCCUCAGACAGCGCCGACCAGGCAGCCGAAAUCGUCAAAUUUGAGAAUGACGCCCAACCUGAUGGCUCCUACAAAUUUUCAUUCGAGACCAGCAAUGGCAUAGCCGUGGGCGGGCAAGGAGAACCCCGUAAUUUCGGUGGUAACCCUCCAGUAGUCCCAGUGGUUAGCCAGGGCUACUACAGCUUCUACACUCCAGACGGUCAAGCUAACAGCAUCUCAUACAUUGCCGAUGAGAACGGUUACCAGGCAUCGGGUUCGGGUAUCCCCACGCCUCCCCCCACACCGCCAGCAAUCUUGAAGGCCCUGGAUUACCUCGCUAGAAGCGGCCAGCUGAAGAAAUAGACAUAAGACACGUAACAUAAUAUAGUCUAAGUUACUAAAAUUCAGAUAAAGAGUGAUUAAUUAUAAUCAUUGUAACUAGUAU